GUAUGCUACAUUUUUCGCCUUGGAGUCAAAAAAUGGAUACGUUAACUCAUAGAUUUUAAAAUAAGGCACAAUAAUCAUUAUCACCAAAUUCACAACCAAAAACUGGAAGAUUAAAUAAUCUCUCACUUUAAUAGCACCCAAAAAAAAUGAACUCAUAAUUUUACAAUCAUCAAAACAGCAUAAUUCAGGAGGAAUCUAAAUAAUAUAAUAAUGCAAGCAGUUAAACAGAUUUACCUUCAUUAGAAAUGGAGGAAAAAUUAUUUGCAUAAUAAUUAGAACAAUCAUCAAGAAAAUAUCAGCAUGCUAUGCUUCAAACAAAAAAUCAUUAUCAUCAUUCAACUAUCAUAAGUUUAUUAUAGACUAUUCAUUUUAAAUCAGAUUAAAUCUAAUCUCUUAAAUAAAAGGCAUAAUAGCUAAAAAAAGUCAUUGUACAAAAUAAAAAUAGAACUAUUACUGUUAUUGUUGUAAAUAAUGCUGCUUAAUUUGUUCAUUAUUUACUAAAUUCCAAUUACUUUGAAUAGUCUUCAGGUAAUUUUUUUAAUACAUAACACCAUCCAUCUUUCUUUAUUACUUAAAUAACUAUUUCAAAUAGUAAUUCUUCAAAUACUGUACAUUCCUAUUAAGAUUUAUUGACUGUAACUAAAAAAAACAGAAUAUAUGAUGUGGCUUUGAAUAGAUUAUUAUAUGAUUAAUCUUAAUCUUUUAUACAUUAUUGUCCUGAUAUUGUGAUAGUAACUAUUGGGAAUCUUUAAGAAGAACUCUCUAAUAAAUAAAGGGAUAAGUCGUUUUUGGUUAAGAGUGCAGAAUAAUUGUAAAAAGAAACUAUGAGAUAGACUAAGAAAAGAACAAAAUUUAAAUUAAAAGAAUUAAAUUGA
This is a messenger RNA of Paramecium sonneborni, 875 nucleotides long. The record is from the annotation of a GenBank genome assembly. Lineage: Eukaryota; Ciliophora; Oligohymenophorea; Peniculida; Parameciidae.